Funneliformis geosporum is the source of this 571-nucleotide messenger RNA. The record is from the annotation of a GenBank genome assembly. NCBI's taxonomy places the organism in Eukaryota, Fungi, Glomeromycota, Glomeromycetes, Glomerales, Glomeraceae.
GACAAACAUCUCUUGCUAUUGACGCGUUUAACUGUUCCAAUUUAGAAGUCGAUGGUAUAAAAUUUGACCUUUCAAGUCUCAAGUUACAGAAUAUUACAGAACAAGAAGAAACGUUUCCUACUUUUACUAUCACUAAUUAUCAAAUAAAUCUUUGUGAACCUUUACCUUUUGAUAAAAAAGAUAGUAAUACUUGUAAAGCUGGUACAUAUAUUUGUCAAAUCAUAACUAAUAAAUUAGCUGAAGAUGACAAAUCCCCACGAGUUAUAACAAUUAGACCAAUUGCUGGAGUUUACGAUGAUGGAAUAUUUAAACCCGUAAUAGCUUUAGGACCUGCUUCGAAUAAAGAUGAUAUAUCUGGUCCUCUCUUAAUGACAAUGAAUGGAGGUAUUUAUGGUGAACAAAAACAACAAGCAAAUUUUACAUUUAUUUGUACAGAAAAAGACAAUGUUCCAACAGUAGAAUAUAAUAACAAUGAGAAUACAUUAAUUAUAAGAUGGGAAACUUCUGCUGCUUGCGGACAAAAGAUUCUUGAAGAUAAAGGAAUGAGUGGUUUUACUAAGUUUAUAAUCAU